Micromonas commoda is the source of this 936-nucleotide messenger RNA. RefSeq lists its product with no specific name. Gene Ontology annotation, molecular function: antioxidant activity. NCBI's taxonomy places the organism in Eukaryota, Viridiplantae, Chlorophyta, Mamiellophyceae, Mamiellales, Mamiellaceae. The coding region runs from base 1 to 936 and encodes 311 amino acids. The record is from RefSeq and is a predicted model, not a curated record. The transcript has 2 exons.
AUGGCCUCGGCCGCGCUCGCCUCCGCGGCUCACGCCGCGGUGCGACCCCGCGUCGCGUCCAGGUGCGACAGACCCCUCUCUCCCUCCCCUCUCGCGCCUCCUCCUCCCGCGCGCGCCGCCGACUCCCCGAGACGCGUCCGCGUCGACGUGUCCCACCACGAGAUCUCGCGGCUCACCUCCCGCGCACCUCUUCGCCACACCCCUCACGGCAGGAGCGGUCGCGCCCUGUCCCGCGCCUCGGUCCGCGCGCGCGCUGGCUCGCCCACCGCGUCCAUCUCCACGUCCCCGCUCAGCGAUACCCCCGCGGACGCCCCGUCCGACCCCCUCGCGGCGCUCCAGGGCGCGCUCGUCCAUCACGCCCCGACCGGCGACCUCGUCGACCUCGGCGAGAAACUCGCGCUCGACGCGUCCCGAGGUGAGACCACCGUCCUGGCGAUACAGCUCCGGCGGGACGUUAAACCGGCGCUGGACGCGCGAGGCGUGAACCUCGUGGCGGUGUCCAUCGGCACACCGGAGAGGGCCAAAGAGUUCGUGAAAGAGACUGGGUUUCCAAUUGACAAUUUGUACGCAGACCCGGACGCCCUGUGUUACGACCGGUUGAAGCUCAACAAGAGCCUAAAAAACUUCAGCCAGAAGAGCACGCCGGAGGCGUUGGCGGCGCGGUGGUCCAAGGACGGCGCUAAGGACCUGUUCGACGUGUUAAAGCGGUGGAAGCCGUGGAUACCGCCCAAGCCCGAGCAGGGAUUCCAGCAGGGCGGCACCUUCGUGUUCGUUGGGGACGAGUGCGCGUACCGGUUCUACGAUCCGAGCACGGGGGUGAACGCGCCGUUCGACGAUUGGCUCAUCGCCGCGGGGUGCGAGCCGUUGGGCGUCAACCAGCCGGCGCCGGUGCCGAGGGAGCUGCGAGACGGAGGGGGCAAAGAGGCGGGGCGGUGA